Molecule: messenger RNA, 936 nt
Organism: Sphaerulina musiva SO2202
Lineage: Eukaryota; Fungi; Ascomycota; Dothideomycetes; Mycosphaerellales; Mycosphaerellaceae
Product: 60S ribosomal protein L27a
Exons: 3
Coding region: 27-476 (149 amino acids)
Biological process (GO): translation
Cellular component (GO): cytosolic large ribosomal subunit; ribosome
Molecular function (GO): structural constituent of ribosome
Source: RefSeq, a predicted model, not a curated record
UCACACCCAUCGACAACACCGCCGAUAUGCCUACCCGUCUUUCCAACACCCGCAAGCACCGCGGUCACGUCUCGGCCGGUCACGGUCGCGUAGGCAAGCACCGAAAGCAUCCCGGUGGUCGUGGUCUUGCUGGUGGUCAGCACCACCACCGUACCAACAUGGACAAGUACCACCCGGGUUACUUCGGUAAAGUCGGUAUGCGAUACUUCCACAAGAUGCAAAACGGAUUCUGGAAGCCAGUGAUCAACCUCGACAAGCUCUGGUCGCUCGUCCCACAAGAGCAGCGCGAGAAGGCUCUCGCUGGCGGCAAGUCCGACACUGCCCCAGUCCUCGACCUCCUCCCACUCGGAUACAGCAAAGUCCUCGGCAAGGGUCGCAUCCCCGCCAUCCCACUCAUCGUCCGCGCCCGCUACUUCUCCAAGGACGCCGAGCGCAAGAUCACCGAGGCCGGUGGUGUUGUCCAACUCGUUGCAUAAGCGCUUCACGAACGAUCAAAAAAGCAUGGAUGAUGGAAGGUUCUGAUGGCUGCUGAAAGUCUGGCGUUCAAGAGGAGAAAAUCUUGCACAGAAGCGGCAUGGACAUGAUACCCACGGACACCUCCUUCCAGCGUGGUAGCUGAGAAGUGAUUAUGCAAGUCUAUAGACAAAAGCAAAUCAUCUUCUGAACAAACCUUCUGACAUCCUCGCUCGAGGAUGAGCUGUUCCAGUGCGCAUGCGUACUGCUGUCCCUCACGUCUUUGCGUACGGCGAAGCGCUGCUUGAAGAGUCUCACACCUCUAGCUUCGUGGCACUUCCGACCUGCGAUGUCUGCUCCCGCGCUGUCGAUCAUUGUCGUGCGCUCGUCGGGAGAGGUUGCAGCCUCGGCCAAAUCUGUCUGUCCGAUGACUAUUGCUUCUUCAUAUUGACCGGAGUUCUUCUCCACACUGACUACACGUCC